Molecule: messenger RNA, 846 nt
Organism: Megachile rotundata (alfalfa leafcutting bee)
Lineage: Eukaryota; Metazoa; Arthropoda; Insecta; Hymenoptera; Megachilidae
Cellular component (GO): membrane
Source: RefSeq, a predicted model, not a curated record
AAAAUUGGAUCACCGUUAGCUAACAGUAUCGUGCGCCUUCCAUAAUGAAAAGGAUCAGGAUACUCUUCGUGAUCCUUCAUUUGACGUUCCUCCAUUUGGCGCACGGCAGAAACGAGUACACGAAGCUGUUCGACAAAUGCGCGGCCGAGAAGAACGCGUUCGAUUGCCUGAAGAAGAAGGCGUUGGACAUUUUGGACUCCGCCAUUAAGGACGAUUCGGUGUACGUGUUGAACGAUUAUGUGUCCAUCGAGAGGGAUCCUGAGGUACUCGCGAGAGGCACGGAUCGAUCAUUCAAGGACGAGAACGGAACGGAGCUUAGUCUGGAUCAGAGGCUUGACAACAAGUUUCACGAGUAUCUGGCUUCUAGGAGUGUCAAGCUGACUAUACCGGGCGAUGUCUUUGAAGGGAGGAGGAAGAAGGGGAAGGGAUACGGGGCAAUCAUGAUGGGAGCCAUGGCUGUUGCAGCGAUGAUGGCGCAGCUGGCGUACGGGAAAAUAGCGUUCAUCGCCGGAACAGCGCUCCUGACGGCAAAAAUAGCGCUAGUUUUGAGCGCGAUCAUAGGAUUAAAGAAGUUAGUGUCGCAUCAAGGCGGUAGCGGGCACGAAGUGAUCUACGCGACCGGAAGCGAUCAUCACGGAAGCUACAGCAGUGGCGGAGGUUAUGGUGGCUGGCAGAGAACCAUCGACGGUGUUCCUCCCACUUGAAUAAAUAAAUAAAUAAAUUUUAACUGAUCGAGUAAGAUGUAUAAAUUAUCCUUUUUUUAAGAGAGAGGAACUUUUUAAUAAAAUUGAUGGACUGGCUAAAACGCAUUGUAAAGAGUAAAAUAAGCUGUACCAAAAAUUUUUG